Herpailurus yagouaroundi (jaguarundi) is the source of this 4436-nucleotide messenger RNA. It is a transcript of the gene PWWP2B, whose product is annotated as PWWP domain containing 2B. The coding region runs from base 2277 to 3752 and encodes 491 amino acids. NCBI's taxonomy places the organism in Eukaryota, Metazoa, Chordata, Mammalia, Carnivora, Felidae. Gene Ontology annotation, cellular component: nucleus; nucleoplasm. The transcript has 3 exons. The record is from RefSeq and is a predicted model, not a curated record.
CCCACGGUCUCGUCACGGUCUGAGUGCCUGUAAAGGGGGGCAGGAAGCGGGCUUUGGGGGGCCUUGGGAACAACCCUCCAGUUCCCAGGGGUGUGGAUCCUGUCUGCUGUGUGGCCUCUCCUGGUCUGUGGGACCCCUUGGUCUGUAGACGUGCCUACAGGUCUCCCUCUCAGGUUCUGGAACCUUCACUGUGGCCCUUAUUUCGUAGCCACAGGUGGCAGUUGGGUGCCCACUCAGCAUAGGGGCUGGUCUCCCCGGUGACCUCCUGGCCAUCCUGGAGUUCCCACUGGGGCUAAGGCUGUCCCUUGAGGGGCCCCUUGGGGGCUUUUUGCGUGUCUUGAUGUCACUCUCUGUCAGGUCACCACGGCUGCGGGGGGUGGGGACCUCCUGCCUUCCCCGUUCUCCUUGCCAACACCCCCUUCAUUUGAGGCCUCUACAUGGGCGCCAUGGGUUCCAUGGAGGGGAUCCCAGCACCCCUAACAGCAAGAGGCAGUGAGCACGCUGGCCCAGAAGCUCAGGGUGAAUGUGUGUGCGCGCGUGUGUGUGUGUGUGUGUCUUGGUGUGAGUCCAUGUGUUUAGCGCUCAGAGUUUUUGCUUUGUUCUCAAUGUUCUAUGUUCUAUGAGGCUUAUUGAAAGAGAAGAACCAGGUGCUGAGUCCGGUGUGGGGUCCAGUCCCCACUCUGAUGCCUGAGGACUCAGGGUGAGGUUUGGUGACAGGCCUGCUGGCCACAACUGUGGGUGGGGUGGGGCAGCUUUGGGCCGGGCCUUGUCUCCCACACCUGGACCCCAGCAGACUUCCCCGAGAGGGCUGCACAGUAGCUAUUUUGGGCCUGGCGCCUGUCCUCUGUCCUGGCUACUCAGCAGUGCCGGUGGGGAGCAGGGAGCAGGAAGGCAGCCAAGGGUAGUCCGAGCACCAGCACGAGCACGCGUGGCUGGGCGUCAGUAAACCCUGACUUACAGAAACUGGAGGUGGCUCUCGGGGCUGUGAGGUCCGUGUGCCCGGUGCCAGGGUGCAGAACCCUUUUUCCCGGUGAGGACACGACCCCGGGGCCCCCGUUCCCCAGGAGUCCCGGCCCAUCCUAGUGUGCGAGUCCUCUAGUGCAGGUGGCCAGCACUGGGGAGCAGACUCUGGUAUCGCUGUUGGUCAGCAGGGAUGCGUGGCCUGUGGCUGCAGGGGCCGCAGCACAUGUGGUCCAGGGGGAUGGCCUGGCCGUCCCGGGCCACUGGGCGCAUGAAGAGCCACAUGCCCAGCAGAGGACGGAGAUGGGUGGCGGGGCUCACCGUGGCUGCUCCCCCCUCCCCCAGAGCAGAAUCCCACCUCGGAGGGAGCCGGGUGCCCCCCUGCGGCCCGUGGCUGGGUGCUCCCUCCCAGGCUGGCCUUACAGCUCCCCCCCACCGCUCUCCCUUGCUCACAGUUACAGGUUACAGUUCGGCUGUCUGGCCACACAGAGGGCAGGAGCAGUCUCCCUGGGGCCCGUGGCCACGGUCCUGUGUCUAUGGACUCUCUGGUCAUGAGGAGAUGAAUGUGAACCCCCUGCCCCCACACACGAAGACUUUAGUUUCAGGGGAUGGCUGCACGUAGACAAGAGCUUGAUAAGAAAGGAAAACCGUGGUUUCCGGGCUUUUGCCACGACCUUGAACGGAAACGGGGCAGUGUUCACACGGUGGGUGUGCCGCCAUAUUUGUUAACUCAUCGACCUCGAGACCGAGGACCUUGAGGGGGCGAUGUCCCCGCGGGUCACUGCGCCUGGGCCAGUCCCGCAGCCCUCUGCAGCCGGCUCCCAUGUGGCCUGUGCCCGCUCCCGGCCGGUCCGCGGCACUCGGGGACCAAGCUGGAGGCGGUGAUUUCCUGCGCGGUGGGCCCUCUUAGCUGGCCUCGAUUCUUCUGGAGAACAGCAAACGGAGAAACCAUUUGGAAAUAGAAAAGGCAGAAGCGUUCAUUUGUCGUUUCUACUUCAGUUAGGUUCGUAGUGGACAGUGAGCACAGAAGGGCCGUGUUUCCCUUAACUUGGCGGAAGAAGUCUGUUUUUGUGCGUAAAAAAGUAACAGGUUUUGGCAAAAGGGGCUCGCAGGUGACGUCACGUUUGUUUAGAAGUUACGCAUACCUACGCGGCCUUGUUUUUCACUGUUUGGAACAGUGAGUGUCUUCCUGCUGCACCGGGUGUCGCUGGUCCGGCCUGUUUGGCCUGCCCCUGUCGGCCCCGCUGCCCCAGCCCGAGGACCCCCCAGUCAACGGCUGCCACGGCCCGGCCCCCGCGGAGCAAGACGGAGAGGCAAUGCAGCUGGGGACAGUCCCUCCACCGCCUCCCGACGGGGACCAGCCCCCCGAGACUGCAGACCCCAAGCCACCGCUCGUGCCCCCGUUCCCGCCAUAUUUCGAAGGCGCCCCCUUCCCUCCCCCGCUCUGGCUAAGAAGCACCUACCGGCAGUGGGUGCCGCAGCCGCCCCCCCGGACCAUCAAGAGGACACGCCGGCGUCUGUCCCGCAACCGUGACCCGGGUCGGCUGGCCCUGAGCCCCAUCCGCCUGCGGCCGCGCCAAGUACUCUGUGAGAAGUGCAAGAGCACGCUGAGCCCCCCCGAGGCCAGCCCCGGCCCCCCGGGUGCCCCGAGGCCGCGCAGGAGGGUGGGCAGCGGCCCUGGCUUUGACAGCGAGCCCCGCAAGCCGGAGGACCCGGCCGGCGGUGGCGACCCCGCGGCCACCACGAGGAGGAGCAAGAGGGAGAAGCGAGAGGAGGACAAGGCCCGGGUGCCACGGAGCCCGGCCAUCAAGAUCUCCUACAGCACGCCCCAGGGCACGGGCGAGGUCGUGGAGAUCCCCUCCCGCGUGCACGGGUCCCUCGAGCCCUUCUGCCCCUCCCAGGCCCUGCACGGCGGCGGCCAGGACCCCGGCGGGCCCAGCGCCUCCAUCCCCAAGCUGAAGCUGACGCGCCCCGGGCCCCCUGGCGCCGGCCUGCCGCCCCCCAAGAUCCGCCUGAAGCCCCACCGCCCGGGGGCCGGGGAGCGGGAGCCCGUCUACAGAGCCGAGCUGGUGGAGGCGCUCAACGGCCACGGGCGAGGCCCCCGGGCCAGCUCACCCCCUCUCCUGGGCCACGGCUCCGCGGGCCGUGGGCCGGUGGACUCGUCUUCCGGAAGUUCUGGUGAGGAUGAUGACUUCAAGCGGUGUCCCCAGGGCAAACCCCAGCAGGACGGCCUGGCGUUCCUCGCCGCCUGCCCUAGGAGGGGGACGGACUGUGCCGGCGAAUCUGUGUGGAGCGGCGACAGCCUGGACGAGUCCAAAUCGUGCAGCUCGGAAGUGCCGUCACCGGACACGUGUGACCUGUCCGGCGACGGUGCGUCUGUGAGGUCCUCGUCCGGGGCCGCGAGGCAGACGGUCCCGCCCCUGACAGUCAGGCUGCACACACAGAGCGUCUCCAAGUGCGUGACUGAGGACGGAAGGACCGUGGCCGUGGGGGACAUCGUGUGGGGUAAGGUUCAUGGUUUUCCUUGGUGGCCAGCGCGUGUCCUUGACAUCAGUCUUAGCCAGAAGGAGGACGGGGAGCCUUCCUGGCAAGAAGCCAAAGUCUCGUGGUUUGGUUCUCCGACUACGUCAUUCUUGUCUACUUCAAAACUCUCCCCUUUCUCUGAGUUUUUCAAACUGAGAUUUAACCGUAAGAAGAAGGGGAUGUACCGGAAAGCCAUAACGGAGGCCGCCAACGCCGCGCAGCCUGUGGCCCCGGAAAUAAGGGAGGUCUUAACCCAGUUUGAGACGUAAGCCGCCCGGCCAGGUCACCGACGGUGAGGGCGCGGCUGGUCUCCUGGAGCUUCUGACUUUGGGGGUGCCCUCCGCAUCACCUGUUCCGUCUGAGGGGCCCCGUGUGCCUUCUGGCCAGCUGCCUGCAGAAAUGCGCCAGGCCCACGGUGGCCAGCCUGCCGGGGGGUCCCCAGAGGGGAGCAGGUGUGUGUGGGGAGGAGGACAGCCCCCAGGAGCACCGCGGCUCCUCCCCGCUGAACGUCUUUAUCCCCCGACUCAGGCUUUAGCUCCUGUGGUUUGUGAAGUUCCAGGAGCCCACGACACCCUUCCUGCUGCUGCCUCGCCCGCUGGGGCACCUAGCAGGGGCGAGGCCUGCCACCCCGCGUCCAGGUCCUGGGCCAGGCCCCCUCAGGCCCGCGGGCUUCCAGAAACCAGCUUGCACGUGUGGGGCGCUUCCUCCCCAAGCCCUCGGCACGGGGUCUCUGUGCACUUGAGAACCCGGAACCUGCCCGGCCUCCCCCAUGAUCCUCCCAAAGCUGGGGGCCCGCGGGCACCCUGGCAGUGAGGGCCUGGGGAGGGGAGCCGCUCUGGGAAUGCGGGAGACUUCCAAAGGAGAACAGCUUGGCCUGUGGUUUGUAGGAGCUGCUCCUGUCUCCUCUCUGUCACUUUAAAGACCAAAAAGAAAAAGAAAGAAACAGAAAACGA